CUCUAAAGGCGUCGAGGUUGAACAUUCAACAGUCGGCAAAGGGUCCUUGUUGACUGCUCAUUUUUCCAUCGCUUGAACCAGAACACCAACAACUUUCACCAUGGCGGACGACGAGGAAAAGAGGAGGAAACAGGCGGACAUUGAACGCAAGAGGGCCGAGGUCAGAGCCCGCAUGGAAGAGGCCUCCAAGGCCAAAAAAGCCAAGAAAGGUUUCAUGACCCCUGAGAGAAAGAAGAAACUUAGGUUGUUGCUGAGAAAGAAAGCCGCUGAAGAACUCAAGAAGGAACAAGAACGCAAAGCGGCCGAAAGGAGGCGCAUCAUCGAGGAACGCUGCGGUAAACCCAAAAUCGUCGACGACGCUAAUGAAGAACAAGCUAAGAGCACUGCCAAGCAUUAUUACGAAAGAAUAUUGCGAUUGGAGGAUCAAAAAUAUGAUUUGGAAGUCAUUGUUAAAAGGAAAGACAUUGAGAUCGCCGAGCUCAACAGCCAGGUGAACGACCUUAGAGGCAAAUUUGUCAAACCUACCUUGAAGAAAGUAUCCAAAUACGAGAACAAAUUCGCCAAACUGCAAAAGAAGGCAGCAGAAUUCAACUUCCGUAACCAACUCAAAGUUGUGAAGAAGAAGGAAUUCACCUUAGAAGAGGAGGAUAAGGAAAAAAAACCGGACUGGUCCAAAAAGGGUGACGAAAAGAAGGUACAAGAAGCUGAAGCAUGAUUACGUUAAGUUGUCCGUCAAUCCCCUCUGUCUAGGGAUCUGUAUGAUUAAGAAUUUAAUUUAUUUUACGUAUUGUGCACCAGACUCUGAGGGAAACACCCCUGUCCAUCUGUCUGCAUGUAUAUUACUUGUUUAUGUCAAUACUCCUGUAUUUGUAAAGCAUUAUUUUAAAAAAAUAACUUAAACCAA
Molecule: messenger RNA, 904 nt
Organism: Anoplophora glabripennis (Asian longhorned beetle)
Lineage: Eukaryota; Metazoa; Arthropoda; Insecta; Coleoptera; Cerambycidae
Gene: wupA
Product: troponin I
Exons: 8
Coding region: 101-715 (204 amino acids)
Biological process (GO): muscle contraction
Cellular component (GO): troponin complex
Source: RefSeq, a predicted model, not a curated record